Molecule: messenger RNA, 3333 nt
Organism: Eremothecium gossypii ATCC 10895
Lineage: Eukaryota; Fungi; Ascomycota; Saccharomycetes; Saccharomycetales; Saccharomycetaceae
Gene: SNF5
Product: Snf5p
Exons: 1
Coding region: 1-3333 (1110 amino acids)
Biological process (GO): chromatin remodeling; regulation of transcription by RNA polymerase II
Cellular component (GO): nucleus; SWI/SNF complex; nuclear chromosome
Molecular function (GO): transcription coregulator activity
Source: RefSeq, marked provisional
AUGAACAAUCAAAACCCUUUUGCAAAUAUCGGCACGCCCAGCUUUAACCUGUCGCAGAUCCCGCAGCACAUUCUACAAAGUCUCACACCGAUGCAGUUGCAGAUGAUACAACAGCGGCAUCGUCAGAUUCUAAUGCAGAGACAACAGCACCAGAUGGGCGCGGGCGGAGCGGCUGGAGCGGCUAGCUCUGCGGAGGGCAUCGGCAACCAGGACGGCCACCAGGCCGGCUCACAGCACCAGUCACCGAACGUGAUGACACCUGUGGGCGCGGGAGGGAUGGGCACUCCUGGGAUGAGCGGAAUGAUGGAGCGCUCGGGAAGUAACCAGGGCGUAUACCUGAAUGUCGCGCAGAAGGCACAGCUGCUGAAAGCUCAGCAGCAGCAACUAGCUCUAAUGCAACAGCAGCAAAUACAACAAGCACAGGCGCAGCAGUCGCCGCAGGCGCAACAGGCGCAACAAGGCCUUCAUAAUCAGCAAGCACAGCAUUCUCCCCGCAAUGCACAGGUGAAACAGGCUCAGCAGUCACAUCAAGUUCAGGCCCAGCAAAGUCAGCAGAAUCAACCGUCACAGCAGACUCAACAAGUCCAGCAGAUGCUACAACGCCAACAGCAGCAGCAGGAGACACAGCGCCAACAGAAGCAGCAACAACAACAGCAGCAACUGAGUCAAUCUCCGCAGCCUGGUCAAUCACCGGUGGUGACACCAUCAAUUAAUCUCCCGGUGCAGAUUGCCCAGCUGCCGCCACAUCUACAGUUGCAAUGGCUAAACAACCUGAAGCAGCAGGCCAUAUCCAAGAAUAACGGUAAUGCCGUCGCGAUGAUAACGCAACUACAGCAGCAAGUUCAGAUGAGUAUCCAGCAGAAACAGCAGCAGCAACAACAACAUCAACAACAACAACAACAACAACAACAACAUCAACAACAACAAAAUCAACAACAUCAACAACAACAACAUCAACAACAACAACAUCAACAACAACAUCAACAAAAUCAACUACAACAAAAACAGCAGCAGCAGCAGCAACAACAACAACAACAAAAUCAACAACAUCAACAGCUGCAACAACAACAACUGCAACAACAGCCACAACAACAACCACAACAACCACAACAACCACAACAACCACAACAACCACAACCACAACCACAACCACAACCACAACCACAACCACAACAACCACAACAGCCACAACAGCAAUCACAACAACAUCAGCAGCAGCAACAACAACAACUGCAACAACAACUACAACCACAACCACAACCACAUCAUCAUCAUCAUCAUCAACAACAAAAACAACAACUACAACAACAGCAACAACAACAACUACAACAACAACAACAACAACAACAACAAAAUCAACAACAUCAACAACAUCAACAACAAAAUCAACAACAUCAACAUCAACAGCAACAGCAACAUCAACAGCAACAGCAACAGCAGCAGCAAUCACCGCAGCAACAAUCACCGCAGUCCCAGGUUCACGGGAAUCUGCCUGACCUUUCCAAGGGCGGCAUGUCUCCGUCGAUGCAAAUGUCACCCAAUCCGCAGGCGCAGGGGCCACAACCCACACAACAAGUGCCUCAUUAUAUGUCGCAUCUGCCUUCCGGCUCCCAAAUACCGCGCCAAUCAACACCACAGUCUUCAGGCACUCCACAGCCGUUACAGAAGCAGCUGCUGCCUCAGGGCCAAAUGGGCACCGUGAAUCAUGCUUCUGAGCAUAGCAAUAACCUACAAAUCUCAUCUUCGGUACCGCCAAAUGUGUCCGUGUCCCAUAUGGGCACUUCAACUGAAGCUGAUCUGCCAAAGUUUCAGACAAUAUACGAAGAUCCAAAGGAAACACUACUAACGUCCUCCGAUGCCUGGUCUCGUUCUUUGAAAGCACAGAACAUAGAUCCACCGUCGGAUCUCCUCCUCUAUGAACAGAUCAUAUCCCGCGACCAGCUGAACUCUUUGCAAUUAGUAAGGGAGCGUAAUGGAUACGAGCCUAUGAGUAAGUUUGGAUUCAGUAAUAAGGAAUACCUCACGCGGCUGCUGCAGGAUCUUAAUUACUACAAAGAACUCAAAAAUACCCGCAUGAAGUCCAUUACAAAUACCUCACAGGGCACCGUAUCAAAGAGCAUUUGGGGGGACGGAUACUCGGGGUAUGGUAACGGCUUCACCAAUACUGUGACGAAUGUGGUCAUUGGCGGCGAGCUGAGCGGCGAAUACAUCUCCCUCAAUGAUGUCUACGAUGUCACAAUGCAGCACGAUAUCGAGGAACUCGUGCCGAUCCGGCUUGAGUUUGACACGGAGCGCGAUCGUUUCUCCCUGCGUGAUACCUUCAUUUGGAACAAAAACGAAAAGCUGGUCAAGUUGGAGGAAUUUGUAAUGCGCACACUCGAGGACUAUCGUUUUGCUCAGCCCACGCAGUACUGUGAUGCCGUGCUGAACGCCAUCAGGGAGCAGCUCAACGAGUUCCAGACAAACCCUUUCAAGCACAUACGGAACGCCAACCGCAUCGGGGGGGACGACCUGCGUAUCAAAAUCCGCCUCGACAUUGUGGUCGGCCAGAACGAGCUCCUCGAUACCGUCGAGUGGGACAUCUCCAACCCUGAUAACGACCCAGAGGAGUUCGCGCAGGUCAUGUGCGAAGAGCUGCAACUGCCCGGGGAGUUCAUGACGGCGAUCGCCCACUCCAUCCGCGAGCAGGUCCACGUCUACCACAAGGCCCUGGCGCUCAUUGGCUACAAAUUCGACGGCUCCUUCAUCGACGACGACGACAUCCGGUCCCGCUUUUUACCUGUUAUCACGCUCGAUGAGGUCUUCCGCGCCUCAUCCGAUUGCAAGACCUACACCCCCAACCUCCUGGAGAUCUCAGCUCCCGAGCUCGAGCGCCUGGAAAAGGACAAGGACCGCGACACCCGCCGCAAGCGCCGCCAAGGCCGCUUCAACCGUCGCGGCGCCGUCGCGUUUCCCGACGCCAUGCCCGACCUCAAUGACAUCCCCAAGACCUUUCGCAUCCCUGUGCCGUCUACUAUCCUGCCCGGCGGCGUCGACCUCGGCCCUCCGGUCGGCUCCUACACCGUCGUGUCUACUUCCUCGCAGCAGCCCCGCCCGCCAAAGCCGCGCCCCGUCGAGGCCCCGUGCCGCAUCAUUACACAUGAGCGCGGCCGUAGCCUGCUAUUAAGCAUCCGCCUGCGCGCGCCCGUGGCCACGGCCCAGAAGGCCCCGGCCACCGCUCCCGGCGUGGCCCCGGCUGUCCCGCCGGUUGUCUUAUCCGAUAACCCCACGCCUCCAUAUCCAUAUGCCGUGCCAUCUCAACUCGAUGCCCAAGACUCACCACGUCACAGGUGA